This is a messenger RNA of Durio zibethinus, 679 nucleotides long. Its product is annotated as major strawberry allergen Fra a 1-2-like. Lineage: Eukaryota; Viridiplantae; Streptophyta; Magnoliopsida; Malvales; Malvaceae. Gene Ontology annotation, cellular component: nucleus; cytoplasm. The record is from RefSeq and is a predicted model, not a curated record. Gene Ontology annotation, molecular function: abscisic acid binding; protein phosphatase inhibitor activity; signaling receptor activity. Gene Ontology annotation, biological process: defense response; abscisic acid-activated signaling pathway.
AUGGGUGUUUUCACAUACGAAUCUGAGGUUGUUACUGCAAUCUCACCAGCCAAGAUGUUGAAGGCAUGUAUCCUUGAUGGUGACAAGCUCAUUCCCAAGAUUGUUCCUCAGGCUUUUAAGAGUGUUGAGUACAUUGAAGGCAAUGGUGAGCCUGGAAGCAUCAAGAAGAUUACCUUUGGAGAAGGAAGUCAAUUCAAUUACGUGAUGCAGAAAGUAGAAGCACUAGACAAAGAAAAUUUUGUGUAUAGUUACAGUGUGAUCGAAGGUGAUGCUUUGAUGAACACACUUGAGAAAAUCACUUAUGAAACCAAGUUGGAGCCCUCUUCAGCAGGAGGAUCCAUAUGUAAGACCACUAGUAACUAUUACACCAUUGGUGACUUUGAGAUCACAGAAGAGGGAAUCAAGGCCGGUAAAGAAAAGGCCUCGGGAAUAUUCAAGGCUGUUGAAGCCUACCUCCUGGCAAAUCCUGAUGCCUACUGAAAAUCCCAAUGCUGAGAUAGCAUCCACUUCAUUGAUCAAAAAUUAAAUGUGGAAUGCAUUUGUGCUUGUGUGAGGCAGUUGCUCUCUCUUUUUCUUGUUUUUUCACCUUUCACUUUUGCAAUUGUUGGUCCCGGUGACCUUCAGUUAGCUAAUAGGGGGUAAAAAAAUGUCAUGACCACUGGGAAGCUUGUACUAUCAA